This is a messenger RNA of Penicillium hordei, 1563 nucleotides long. RefSeq lists its product as uncharacterized. Bases 1 to 1563 code for a protein of 520 amino acids. The transcript has a single exon. The record is from RefSeq and is a predicted model, not a curated record. NCBI's taxonomy places the organism in Eukaryota, Fungi, Ascomycota, Eurotiomycetes, Eurotiales, Aspergillaceae.
AUGGGCGCGUUUUGCAAGCCUACCCUAAUCACCAGUUCCGUUACACCUGCGGGUUGCCUAUCCCAGCAGUGGAAGUCACCUGGUCAUGUGGCAAUCUAUUCUGACGCAGCCGUCUCGUCAUCAAGAUUGUCAGUCAAGCGCCGCGAGUUUGCAGACCUUAAACCGAUAUUCCUAGGCAUUUGGGAUUUCCUUGAUACGAUGAAGUACAAUCGACUCUUCAUGCCUAACGGACAGCGGAUCGACGUCCGUCCCUCGUUCGAAGGCUUCAAGUUCACUGUCGCCGACCAUAAUCUGUAUGGUUCAUUUCCUCCCGAGUGGCGGAUAAUUCUCUGCACAGAGGCCGCAGCUGAAGGCAAAGCUUCUCUAGCCGACAAUCAGCCAUCUCCUUGCAGCCAAUCCUCCUCUCAGUUCACUGCACCUACUUUGCAGACAGAUGUGUUGCACCUUUCAUCUAUCUCUAUGCCAUCGGCAGGAGACGUGAAGCCUGAGAGUGCUAUCACUAGACAAGUCGCUAUGAUAUUGUGGGCUACAUUUCUUUGGUAUUUUCAAGAACACGCGCCAAGUCCUCAUGUUCCAGUAUACGGUGAAAAUGAAUUGCCAGAACUCGCCCGUGCCACGGGCGAGUGGGUGCUGAAACUGAGUAAUGAUGGCAUUUUGCAAGGAAAGGACAGGAUGCAAAAACUUGAAAGAAUGGGCCUACUCGCGACUGCCGAUCCUUCGGUCGGUUCCCAAGACGAUCCUCAAGCCUUUAGCGAUAUGUUCAUCAGUCAACGAGCUUUUUGGCAAUUGGAUCCGAGAAUCUAUCUUUUUACACUGAGCCCUGCGCAGGGUUCUGCCAAAGUCAAAUGUUCAGACACUUUGUCAUCAUUGGAUUCUUUUGGGGUAGGAUUUCCGUUUGGAGCUGGCCCCCACACCUCUGGAACGUUCAUGCCUUCGUACUACCCACCGAUACCUCCACAGUAUACGUUUACUGACCACGUUCGGCACCCAAUUCGCCCUAGGGCUCCGAGACAAGGCGAAGUCUUUUAUACUAGAUAUGUUCCUAGUGGCGGUGAAUAUUUGACAUUUCGCGUACCUGUCGUCCCGAUCAAAGGUUCGCUAAGGGCACCAUCUACUACCGAGUUACCAAGCAGUUGGACUGGACCGAAUCUCUGCCUUGACUCGGAACUCAUGAGUGACCUGAAACUCUUCCAUCGAUGGGUCAAUCAAUAUUCUACCCACACGAGCUUACUACGAAAAGGCUCGCUAGACGUCCAGCUGGAAGACCUCAAAAUUCGCAUGUCGAGCAAAUCAUCAUUUCCUGCGCUCGCGUGUUGGGAUUCUAUGGCAGUUGGCUACUUUGAAAUAUUCUGGAUCCUUGAGGACCAUCUUGGGCUAUCAGUGGGCGAUGUUGGGGACUGGGAUCGGGGAACUCGUUUUUUCAUUGGGGACGACGAUUUCAACGACCCGAAGACCUUGGCGCUCUUUUUAAGCUCCGUGGUCCACUAUUGUUGGUUGUCUGAUCAAAGGACCUACGCAGUUUUUGUGGAAGUCCGCGCAGAUAAUGAAAGGUUCGUUUCCUGA